GAAAAGAGAGAGAGAGUUAAUUGCAAAUAUUAGCCAUGUUUCCCAAGCUUCUAAUACUGUUGCCUCUCCUGGGAAGCUUAGUGUUCUCCCAAGAUACCAGCUUCACCUACAAUGGUUUUACAUCGGCCAACCUAAGCCUAGAUGGCUUAGCCAUGAUCACUUCAAAUGGCCUUUUGAGGCUCACCAAUGACACCAAACAGCAACAGGGUCAUGCUUUCUACACAACUCCAAUAAGCUUCAAGAACUCGUUGAAUGACACUGCUUUCUCUUUCUCUACGACUUUCGUCUUUGCCAUUGCUUCCGUAUAUCGAACUCUAAGUGGUCAUGGGAUAGCUUUCGUGAUUUCUCCAACUAGAGGGCGCCCAGGAGCUGUUCCAAGUACUUACCUUGGCCUUUUCAAUGAGACCAACAAUGGUAAUGCUACCAAUCAUGUCGUUGCUGUAGAGCUCGAUACAAUCCAGAACCCAGAAUUUAAAGAUAUCAAUGAUAACCAUGUUGGGGUGGACAUCAAUAGCUUGGAGUCCGCAACAUCUACCUCAGCAGGUUAUUAUGCUGACGGUGGUGCCUUUAUGAACUUGACCCUUUUCAGUGGAAACCCAAUGCAAGUUUGGGUGGAAUAUGAUGGUGUCAAGAAACAACUCAAUGUAACUUUAGCUCCAAUUGAUGUUGGUAAACCCAAAUUUCCACUCUUGUCUUUGUCCCGUGAUCUUUCACCUAUCAUUAACAAAACCAUGUAUGUUGGGUUCUCUUCCGCAACUGGCUCUCUCCUAAUAUCCCAUUAUAUUUUGGGUUGGAGCUUUAAGAUGAAUGGUAAGGCUCAAGAACUUGCCCUUUCUCAACUUCCCAAGCUGCCUCGAGGUGCAACUUAUGUCAUAAAAAGGAAAAGGAAGUUUGCAGAAUUGCUAGAAGACUGGGAGGUUGACUAUGGGCCUCACAGAUUCAAAUACAAAGAUCUUUAUAUUGCUACAAAAGGAUUUGGGGACAAAGAACUAUUGGGUAGUGGUGGAUUUGGUAGAGUUUAUAAAGGUGUACUAACUACCUCUAAAAUUGAGAUUGCCGUGAAGAAGGUCUCUCAUGAAUCAAGGCAAGGAAUGAGAGAAUUUGUGGCUGAAAUUGUGAGCAUAGGUCGGCUUCGCCACAGGAAUUUAGUACCACUCUUGGGCUAUUGCCGAAGAAAAGGAGAACUGCUCUUGGUGUAUGAUUACAUGUCCAAUGGGAGCCUAGACAAGUACCUCUUUGAUCAACCUCAGGUCACCCUCAGUUGGAGCCAAAGAUUUCAAGUCAUAAAAGGUGUGGCAUCCGGGCUGCUUUAUCUACACGAAGGAUGGGAUCAAGUUGUCAUUCACAGAGACGUGAAGGCUAGUAAUGUUUUGCUAGAUGGUGAACUGAAUGGUAGAUUAGGAGACUUUGGUCUUGCAAGAUUAUAUGACCAUGGAACUGAUCCACAAACUACCCAUGUGGUUGGAACUCUUGGGUAUCUUGCACCAGAGCAUAAUCGAAGCGGCAAGGCCACAACAAGCACCGAUGUGUAUGCUUUUGGGGCCUUUAUGCUCGAGGUUGCUUGUGGAAGAAGACCAAUACAGGCAAAUGGGCCAUCAGAGGAUUCGAUUUUGGUUGAUUGGGUGUUUUCUCAUUUAAGCCGAGGCGAAAUUAUGGAGGCAAGGGAUCCAAAUUGUGGUACAAAUUAUGUAGCAGAAGAACUAGAGUUGGUAUUGAAAUUGGGAUUGAUGUGCUCUCAUUCAGAGGCUGCUGCAAGGCCUAGCAUGCGCCAAGUUGUGCAGUACUUAGAAGGUGAUGUUCCUUUUCCAGACUUAUCAUCGCUUGGUCUUUGUUCCACCGGCUUAACAUUUGCCCACGGGGAACGUUUCGAUGAUUUUUUCAUGACCUAUCCGUCUUCUAUGAACAAGGGGUUUUCUUAUUCGUCUUCCAUUGCAGAUUCGCUUCUCUCAGGGGGACGCUGAUACUGAAAGCUACUAAUAUCCACAAAAGCAGACCGAAAGUAGGGAAAUUUUUUGAAUAUGAUCUUUUUAAUGAUUGUACUGAAUUACAAUAUUGUUUCCUUUUAAGGCUAUGCAGUAUAUAUGUCAUGUCUGCUUAGCACAUUUUCUCUAAUUCUAUAACAACUAAUCGCAGAGCCGAUGGUUGAGAAUAUAUGAUUAUUUUG
Quercus lobata is the source of this 2164-nucleotide messenger RNA. RefSeq names its product L-type lectin-domain containing receptor kinase IV.1-like. Bases 36 to 1961 code for a protein of 641 amino acids. The record is from RefSeq and is a predicted model, not a curated record. Gene Ontology annotation, biological process: protein phosphorylation. The transcript is spliced from 2 exons. Gene Ontology annotation, molecular function: protein kinase activity; carbohydrate binding; ATP binding. Lineage: Eukaryota; Viridiplantae; Streptophyta; Magnoliopsida; Fagales; Fagaceae.